UCUUUUGUUCGUGAGCUUAGCUAUGCUUUUUAUUUAUUUAUUUUCUUUUAAGACAUUCUUGGUAUUCUUCAUCACCGACUCACAGGCUCAGAAACUCAGAUACAUACAUACAUACAUACAUCUCUCACAGCCUCAUGACCAAACCAUCCGAUACAGAAGGAAACGCUUUGCCCUUUCUCUUCCCCACAUUUCUCCGAUUUUUAGCUCUAUUUUAGUCUCAGGGUUUUGUGAUUGAAUUUGAUUAAACACGCAAGUGUUGCAUUGUGCAUCUGGAGGGAUACCAGUGUUGCUGCAACAAUGGUUCUGGGACUGAGGACGAAAAACAGGAAAAAUCAAGUGGAUUAUCUGAUACACCUUCUGGAGAUCAAGCCUUGGCCUCCAUCUCAGUCAUUGAGAUCCCUUCGAUCCGUUCUAAUUCAGUGGGAACAUGGUGAUCGGAAUUCUGGUUCUACUAACUCAGUUGUCCCUUUCCUUGGGUCUGGUGUUGGCGACGGGAAAAUUGAAUUUAAUGAGUCUUUUAGACUUCCUGUAACACUGUUAAGGGAAAUGUCCAUUAAAGGUGGGGAUGGUGGUGACACUUUCCAGAAGAAUUGCAUAGAGUUCAAUUUGUACGAACCUCGGAGGGAUAGGACAGUGAGAGGUCAGCUGCUGGGAACUGCAGUCAUAGAUUUGGCUGACUAUGGCAUUGUCAAAGAGACUUUGAGCAUAAGCGUGCCCAUGAACUGCAAAAGGAACUUUAGGAAUACAGGUCAACCACUUCUGUUUAUUAAAAUCGAGCCAGUUGAGAAAGGUCGCACCAGCUCCUCAUCAAGGGACAGUCUGUCAAAAGAAGCAUUGCUGGAAAGGAAUGGUGCUGAAUCUGUUUCUGCUUUGAUGAAUGAAGAAUAUGCUGAGGAAGCUGAGAUUGCAUCAUUUACGGAUGAUGAUGUCUCAUCUCACUCAUCUCUGGCUGCUUCUUCUCCAGCUUUGGAGUCUAAUGCGGUUUUACCACCUCAAAAUGAAGAGAAUGGAUCACAGGUAAUGAAUGAUUGCCCAGGCGAGGAUAAAGAGGAGCAUUCCUUAGCUUCAAAACAGGGGCUUGCAAAAUCAGAUGUGAAGCCUGUGAGUGAACAACAUGAAACUCUGAAGGGGACUUCAUCUUCUUUGUCAUCAACAAAGUCAUCUUCUGAUCUGGAGAAGAAUGUAAUAAUUCAUGCUACUUCAUCUAACCUUCCUGCGCCAAGCUCCUCAAUCUCAAAGAAAAUUGUUUCCCACGGUGUUCAAUCUUCAUCCACAUCUAUAGCUGAUGAGGAAACAGAGGAAAAGUUGAACUUCAGCAUAAGAAGCAAUGAACAUGACUCUUUGGCACCAGAGAUUGAUGAAAAUGUUGCUAAUGACAGAAUUGAAAUUAGUGGUACUGCUCAAGGGUCCACUAAGGAAAGUGUAUUGAAUGAUCCUUCAUCAAAAGUAGCCUCCUUAGAUACAGAUUCCCAGAUGAAUGAAAAGUUGGACUUCGCAAAUUCAGUUGAAUCUUUUGUCAAUGGAGAAGAUGAUAAUAAAGCUUGGAGUCAUACAAUAAGAAGCAUGCACAAGAUAGCAAGUACUGAUGUUUUUCUGAAUUCUUCUACGCAGGACAACGGAAGGGAAAAUGAAGAAAAUGGACAGGAUAGGCAAUUCCUGGAAGAGAAAAAGAAUUCUACAGAAGAUGAAUCAUUAUAUAGAUUAUCACAUGAUGAUACAAGAAAGCAAGUCCCUUCCGGAAGUGAUGCAGUUUCUUUCAACAGGGAAAAUGUUGGAGUACAGAGUAAUGUCCUAAAUAAUGAUAGAUUAAAGCAUGUGAAGUCUGUUCGCUCCCCAAUUGACACGGGCAGGAGCAAUGGAUCGUUCAGGAGUAAUCAGUUUGUGGAAAAAGUAAAAGAUGUUAGUAUUAUAGGAGAUGCUCAAAAUGGGGUUAGAAGCUUCAUUAGCAAUGAACGAAAAGAUGCUAAGAUUUAUCCGGAGACAAGAAGCAUCUAUUUGGACAGCAAGAUCCAGCAAUUGGAACACAGAAUAAGGACCCUUGAACGAGAAUUAAGAGAAAGUGCUGCUAUUGAGGUUGGUCUUUACUCAGUUGUUGCAGAGCAUGGAAGUUCCAUAAAUAAGGUCCAUGCUCCAGCUCGGCGCCUUUCUAGGUUUUAUCUUCAUGCUUGCAAAGAAAAUGGCCAACCAAGGGCAAGUGCAGCUAGAAGUGCUGUUUCAGGAUUAGUUUUGGUUGCAAAAGCAUGUGGAAAUGAUGUUCCUAGGUUGACGUUUUGGUUGUCAAAUUGUGUUGUAUUGAGAGCAAUUAUAAGCCAAGCCUCUGCAGAACAGCAACUACAAUUUGUCAAAAGGACCGGUGGCCAGAAGGGAAACAACAAGAAAUCAUCUUCACUUGAAUGGAAUGACACCUCCUCAAGCAAAAAGACUAGAGGGGCUUUACGUGAAAUUUCUGAUGAUUGGAAGGAUCCUCGUGCUUUUACAUCUGCACUGGAAAAAGUUGAAGCUUGGAUCUUCUCCCGGAUUAUUGAAUCUGUCUGGUGGCAGACUCUGACUCCACAUAUGCAGUCUACUGCUGCAAAGGCAAUCAAUGGAUGCAUGGCUUUGGACUUGAGUAAAAGCUACGAAAGGACAUCGAGUUCAGGCAAUCAAGAGCUGAUAAAUUUCUCAUUAGAACUUUGGAAGAAGGCUUUCAAGGAUGCUUGUGAAAGGCUCUGUCCUGUUCGAGCUGGAGGACAUGAAUGUGGCUGCUUGCCUGUGCUGGCUAGAUUGAUAAUGGAGCAAUGUGUGGCUAGAUUGGAUGUGGCUAUGUUCAAUGCCAUCCUUCGUGAAUCUGAUGAUGACAUUCCAACAGAUCCUGUAUCUGAUCCCAUUAGUGAUGCCAUGGUUCUUCCCAUUCCAACAGGGAAAGCAAGCUUUGGGGCUGGUGCACAACUAAAGAAUGCGAUUGGGAACUGGUCUAGAUGGCUUACUGACCUUUUUGGUAUUGACGAUGAUGACUCACUUGAAGAUGAGAAUGACCAUUAUGAAGAUGAUGAUGAUGGAAGAAAAGCAUGUGAUGCUUCUUUAAAAUCUUUCCAUCUUCUCAAUGCUCUUAGUGAUCUCAUGAUGCUUCCAAAGGACAUGCUCCUAAGUAGGUCAAUUAGAAAAGAGGUAUGCCCUACAUUUGGGGCAUUGCUAAUCAGGAGGGUUCUCAAGAACUUUGUCCCAGACGAGUUCUGCCCAGAUCCAAUUCCCAAGGUUGUGCUUGAAGCUCUGGAACAUUCUGAGGAUCCUCUUGAAGCUGAAGAAGGUUCUAUAACAAACUUUCCAUGCACUGCAGCUCCUAUAGUUUAUUUGUCACCUUCAGCAGCUUCAGUUUCAGGUAUUAUAGGAGAAAAUGGAAAGAAAUCUCAGCUGAGAAGGAGUGGGUCCUUAGUGCUCAAGAAAUCGUACACCAGCGAUGAUGAGCUUGAUGAAUUGGAUUCACCUUUAAGUUCAAUCAUCGACAGCUUUCGGGGUUCACCUACUCCAACAAAACCUAGUUGGAAAUCAAAUGAAAAUGGCAUUCGGAAUACUGUCAGGUAUGAACUUCUUCGGGAGGUAUGGAUGAAGAGUGAGUAGCAAUGCUGGACUUGGCUGACAGGAUUUGCCUAUACUUGUAAACAUCAGAUAGCUUCCAAAAUGCACAUACUCCCAACAGCAGCUUAGAUUGUCAAAUUGAUUCCUUUUGGGAACAAAUGGAUGAAUGACGAGAACUAUAUAUAUAAAUAUAUAUAUAUAUAUGGCUAGCAAGAACAAAUAAUUGUAUAACCCGGUUGUUUUGUCGUCUCUUUUUUUUUUUUUUUUUUUUCAGGGUUGGGUUGGAGGAGAGGGAUUAGUUGUUUUAUAGAGUUGUAAAUAACAUUUCUGUAUUAUCUGUUACUUGUUUGACGGCUUUGUUUCUCUCAUAUUUCUUCAAAUAUGAACUUGCCAAUUUGUAUUGUAGAGGAAUUUUCGUUCUAA
Messenger RNA from Cornus florida, 3978 nucleotides. RefSeq lists its product as uncharacterized. Lineage: Eukaryota; Viridiplantae; Streptophyta; Magnoliopsida; Cornales; Cornaceae. The coding region runs from base 298 to 3597 and encodes 1099 amino acids. The record is from RefSeq and is a predicted model, not a curated record. Gene Ontology annotation, cellular component: nuclear pore. The transcript is spliced from 9 exons.